AUUUUUGGCAACAUAAUGUAAAUAGGAAGUUUCAUGAUACAAUCUUUUAUAGAGGUAGGUUUGCCUCUCGUUUUGUUCCUGCUGUUUUGAAAUUAUGGGAACAUGGAGGACGAACCCGAAGUCUUGUACCCAGAUCCAGGGUUAUGGACAAAGACCUCGCUCAUCCAGCUAUACUACGGGAUAUUGGUUAACCUAACUUCGGUCACUAACGGUAUAGCUUUCAGUUUUUCGUCUAUCAUGGUGCCGCAAUUGACAACAGUCGAUCCUAAAAUUAUAACAUCAAUUAUGGAAGAGACGUUGAUAGUAAGUGUAUUGCCUUUCACCACGAUGAUUGGUAAUGUUAUUAGCGGAUUCCUAAUGGAUACAUAUGGGCGACGGAUGGCACUGAUCGUCUGCGAAGUACCCAUGAUAAUCGGAUGGAUCCUAACCGGGUUCGCAACUACUGCUGUCGAGUUAAUUAUUGGUAGAUUUAUAGUUGGUUUGGGGUGUGGCAUGGGCAUGAUUCCUCCUCGAGCGUAUGUCACUGAAAUAUCACUGCCUAAUAUGAGAGGCGUGAAUGGUUCCUUUCCUAGCGUCGGUACAGCUCUUGGAGUUAUCUUACAGGCGGUUUUCGGUGCAUUUAUGAAGUGGCCCAGUUUGGCAUUUCUUAAUGGUUUCUACAGCAUCAUUUUGGUAUUCCUCGCUUUCAUAUUCCCGGAGACGCCAUAUUUUCUUCUGAUGACGAACACACCUGAGAAAGCUGAAAUGACUUUAAGGAAGUUCAGAUCCGUGCAUUACGAUGUCGAGGCAGAAAUGGAUACGUUAUUAGAAUACAAGUCGGAUAACAGACUUCGUAGAUUAAGUCUACAUGAGCAGAUGCAGAUGUUGUUCAGUAAAUCAGCUUGUAAACCAUUCUCGAUGAUAGUCACUUAUAUAAUAAUAUCACAGUUAGUUGGAGUUAAUCUUCUACUGAUGUGGACCAUCGAGAUGUUGCAAGAGUCUAGGUCGAGCAUUAACCCCGAUGUGGGCAACAUUGCGUUAGGUGUAACAAGGCUUGUUGUUGGCAUCGCUACUUCAUUUUUAAUGUUAAAAAUGGGUCGAAGAAUUUUGGCAUUAAUAUCGAGUUUGGGCGUGUUCGGCAUUUUUUUAUUAUUUGGAAUAUUCAUCAUUUACAACACUCAACAGAGCGUACUGCCAAUUUUCUUCUUUUUAAUCUAUAUGGCAUUCUCAAGUAUUGGUUAUUAUCCUCUGCCCAUGCUUCUAAUAUUUGAACUGUCACCUUUGCAAAUUCGUGGCAUAGUUGGAGGUAUUGGUAUAGCAAUAUUAAAUGGUACAACGUUUGCUGUCAACGCAGUAUAUCUGCCAUUUUGCAGUGUUAUUGGAUUUGCUAAUGUGAUACUGGGAUUUAGUAUUUUCUCUUUAUUGGGUUCCUUAUACGUCUACUUCUACUUGCCGGAGACGAAGGAUUUGACGCUGCAAGAGAUUGAAGAGUUCUACAACGAGAGACGACCUACGUUGACGUCACAACGUCGUAUUCGCUCGAUGAUGGCGUUGUCGCGUCAGCUCGGCAGUGCAGAGAGCAGAUCCGUCAUGAGAAUCAAAUCCAAGAGCUUUAACAGAUAAGAUCCAAGCAACGUGGUGUAUGUCGUAGUGAUUUGUCGAAAACGUUUUGUUAAAUGUUUGUAUAAAGUUGCAAUUAAAAUACUACAUUUUAAAUUUUC
This is a messenger RNA of Papilio polytes (common Mormon), 1700 nucleotides long. Its product is annotated as facilitated trehalose transporter Tret1-like. NCBI's taxonomy places the organism in Eukaryota, Metazoa, Arthropoda, Insecta, Lepidoptera, Papilionidae. Gene Ontology annotation, molecular function: transmembrane transporter activity. Bases 103 to 1602 code for a protein of 499 amino acids. The transcript is spliced from 9 exons. Gene Ontology annotation, biological process: transmembrane transport. Gene Ontology annotation, cellular component: membrane. The record is from RefSeq and is a predicted model, not a curated record.